Molecule: messenger RNA, 720 nt
Organism: Fusarium mangiferae
Lineage: Eukaryota; Fungi; Ascomycota; Sordariomycetes; Hypocreales; Nectriaceae
Exons: 3
Coding region: 1-720 (239 amino acids)
Source: RefSeq, a predicted model, not a curated record
AUGGACUUCAAAACCGGCCAAGUGGGCAAGCAGACAGAACAAUUCAUCCAACCUAUCCCCCCAAAAGUCGUUCAGCAGUGGCUUGAUGAGACCAGACCACCGCCCAAGGAGCGUCGAGAUAUCGUCAAUGAAUACUCCCACGAGUUCCCUAACGAUAAUCAGUGGGAGGCCACAAUGAUCUGGAGACGCAUCAACGCGUAUCUUUCUGAGUCUGAAAAUGCCCAGGGAAAUUGUGUUAUGACCACUCAUACUCAAUGGCAUCAUGCGAACCCCAGCAAUUCCCGAUUUGUCAACCGCCUGGGUGAACAGAACGCCAACUGGCAACUCAAAGGUGUUCUUCGACAACACCUCCCUAACCAAUCAAACUAUGAUCGUCCUCUUGAUCCCAAUAGGCCUCACGCUAUUUGCUAUCUUGCAGAUGGAGCAGAACUGGUUGAUGACAUGCUCUUGACCAGCGAACUCACCACCUUGCUACUCAUGGCGACCGACACAGCCCUCAAGGCUACUUGGCAGAAGCACAAGCUGAUCCCGGUGACCCUCAUUACUGGCUCGUACAGGACUGUUCGGGUGUCCCAGUGCGUCCUGGAUGCAGAGACGGGGAGUAUCGAGAUACGUAAAUCGCCUCUUAUUACUUUUCACAAAGGUUUGCUGGCCGAGUGGGCCAAAUAUUUGACUCUACUGGGCUGGGUGCUCGGUAAGCCAGCAGGGCAGACAGUGUGA